Messenger RNA from Capsella rubella, 327 nucleotides. RefSeq names its product POU domain, class 4, transcription factor 1. The record is from RefSeq and is a predicted model, not a curated record. The transcript has a single exon. Lineage: Eukaryota; Viridiplantae; Streptophyta; Magnoliopsida; Brassicales; Brassicaceae. The coding region runs from base 1 to 327 and encodes 108 amino acids.
AUGGAGCCUUUUGUGAAUGUAAUUAUUAUAUUAUGUGCAUGUGUUAUUUUCGUGUUGAUUGCCAUAUGCUGCUUCCCCCAUAGGAAGAAAGAGCCCUUGUCGUCUCAGCAUCGAGAUUUGGAAAUGGGUGUAUCCGGAACAAAAGAUGGAGGACUUGUUUUCAUGUCAGGAAAUAAUACCACAACAUCUGUAGCAGCUGCGGCUGUAACCACCGCAGCUUCUGACGGCCCUGGUUGUGGAGGCGGUAAUGAUGGUGGUGGAGGAGAUGGCGGUAAUGAUGGCGGCGGAGGAGAUGGCGGUGGAUGUGGAGGUUGCGGCGGAGGCUAA